AUGCCUUCCAUCAAAAAACUUCUGCGCAGCGUGGCAUCCAAAUUCAAAUCCAGAGUCUCAAAUUUGAUACAAAAAAACCCUCCGCCUUCGAUUUCCGAUGUCACCAUGGUCAAUGAUUCCUCACAUUUUGAUCAUUGCUUCCCUCCAACUCCAAAGUCUACCCCAGCUAUAGUUGACUCCGACUCUUUUGAUGGCCGCGACAAUAAACCCGCACUUGACGACACAUCAAAAAGCCCCUCUCUGUCGCCUCUAACAUCGAUUGUUCCCGAACCUUCUGAUGACACUUUAGAAGGCUUACGACAAUGUGCAGAGUUUAUCAAUUCUGCGCCCACCAGUUUGUCACCUGCUCCGGAGUCGAUAAAAUCUUCCAGCUCCAAGGUCCCUCGGGGUUCAGGUUCAACCUGCGACUGGGACGACCAAGAGCCGUUUGUGACAUAUAAGCAUAAGAUCAUUCAGCUAUGUCAUGACCUUGAUCUCGGUGAGCCCUCGAAAAUUGAGCGUAUGAGAGGAGGUAGUUUCAAUAGAGUCGUCUGUCUUUCACUUCCUUCUAAAGACAAUCAGGACUAUGUUCUUCGUAUUCCUCGAAACCUUGAUACGAAUGAAAGUACGAGAGAUCAGGUUGCAAUCCUACAUUAUCUCGCCCCAUUGAUGCCGGUUCCCGCUGUUGUGGCCUUUGAUUCCACCUCAGACAAUGUCAUUGGUCGUCCAUACAUCCUUCAAGGGAAGCUCAAGGGAGUAAACGCUGGAUCAGUUUAUUACGACUUGCCUUCCGAUGAGAAAAAGCAAUUCGUCAAGUUGAUUGCUGAUAUCAUUAAGAAGUUGAAUAAUUUGAAGAUCGAUCGACCAGGACAACUUGUUGCAGGUCCUUCCAUUCCUUCUAUCUCUCAUGAGCCACUCACCAUCCCAACCGAUAUUGAAGUCACCGGCUACCGCUUCAGCCCGCAUGAUGCAUUAGAAGUCAUGUCCAGCCAGAAAAAUCAACCACUCUCAUCACUUUUGGCCUCAAUCUUUGAAGAACGCAAAACAGUCGACGAGGACUUUAUGGAUAUCCAGUGGAACAAGCUCUUGAAGAUCACAGAUGAAAUGAAAACUGCCGGAUUGUUCUCAAAUAACGACACCGAUUGUGUUGUAUGGCAUUGGGAUCUUACAUUUCGGAACAUCAUGGUUGAAAAGCAAUCAAAUGGGCAAUGGACUUUGACUGGUGUGCUGGAUUGGGAUGGGCUUUUGUCUGCACCAUCCGUUAUGACUAGAGCUCCACCUGUCUGGCUAUGGAUUGAAGAAAACGACCGCUCAAGCAAAUGGCAUGAGGGUCUAGGCAACAAUGAUAUUCAGCCAGCUCGGGAACUCACCAUGGAAGAACUUGUCCUUAAAGCUUCUUUUGAGCAAAUUUUGCAACGCGCAGACCAGAAUUAUAUGGCUGAUGCUUAUGGCCGAGGUGUAUGGAUUCGACGACUUGUCAAGUUUGCUCUUGAGGGGUUUGGUCAAAGCAGUCAUUACAUUAUGUUGCAAGUGUUAGUCCGCGAAUGGGAAGCCUACUAUCAGUCUUUAGAGCUUGGAUCGGAUGGUUUAGAUGAUGAUGAGAAGCUUGAAUCUUCCAGUGUCACACGUGGCUCAAAUAACUCCAAUCAAUCAAGCGCUUCGUCAACCUAUGAAUAUGGACAGGAGGCAUUUGAAACAUACAAGUUGAAAGUCGCCCAACUUUGUCAGAACAUCGGAUUCGGUUCUCCAUCGAAUGUUGAGCGAAUGGAAGGUGGAAGCUUUAAUCGAGUCAUCGGACUCACAUUUCCGGGACAGUCUGAAGAUCGAAAUUUUGUUCUCCGAAUUCCACGCGUGCCAUUUGAAGAUUAUGAAUUACAUAAAUUACGCGACCAGGUUGCCACACUAUUGUUUCUUAAACAAUUCGAUUUUCUCUGUGUGCCAACCAUUGAAGCUAUCGAUUCUACUGUGGACAAUGCCAUUGCAUCUCAGUACGUUCUGCAAAAGAAAAUCACCGGAAAACCUCUCGGGGAUGUUUUCCCCACUCUUCCGCUUGCUGGAAAGCUUGAACUCACAACUCUCGUGGCUCGACUCUUGAUUAAAAUGGAGGAUAUCACCUUUGAAGACCCCGGUGUACUUUCUGGUGCGCAGCCUUUGCCAUGGGUUUCCACAUCUGUUCAUCAAUCGAGUUCACCGCCAGUAAUAUCAGGCUUUCGUUUAAACCCCAAGACAGUCGGUCCACCCCUCCGAAAGCAAGGUCUUGAAUCUUUGCUCCUCAACCUCAUCAGCGAGCGGAAGAAAGAUGACAUCAUGUGCGACAAUAUAGUCUCAAUAUGGAACCAGGCUCUAGAUGUUUUAAAGCAGAUGGAGCAGAUUGGCUUCUUCAAGGAUUCUGAUUCGACAAAUAUCUUGUGGAAUUGGGAUAUCUGCUCGCGACAUAUCUUCAUUGAAAGAGAUGAUUCUCUAACCCCCGCUGUCCCUUGUUCAGGUUCGACAUCAGAUGCCACACAGCCACCCAGCCCUGAUAAUUUGGGUGAUCACAAUACUGAAAGUGAGCCUGAUAUUAACGAUGAAGCUUCUCAAGAUCCUGAUAGCCAAACUCAAGCUACAAGUGGGGGGUGGAAAGUUACUGGAAUCAUCGACUGGGAUGAUGUCAUGUCAGUCCCACGUGUCAUUACUAGAAUCCCAAGAACCUGGCUCUGGUUUGACGAUUAUGAACGCACUACAUGUUGGAAUGGAGUCCGCGAAACUCCUCCUCAACGACCACUCACCGAGGAUGAACUUGCAAUCAAGAAUCAUUUUGAUCAGAUCAUGCAACAAGCUGAUCCCAACUAUAUGAACGAUACCUACUUUAGAGGUGUUUGGAUUCGCCGAUUGUUCGGCUUUACGGAAACUGGAUUUCAUGAUAGCCAACAUCUUAAAGAUUUCCAAAAAUAUAUGAGAGAAUGGAAAAAUUACUUCGAUGGUCAUGUCUUAAUGAAACCCGAUAGAUAUGGAGCUGAUUGCGAGUCGGACAACGAAUCGGAGUAA
Messenger RNA from Botrytis porri, 3006 nucleotides. RefSeq lists its product as uncharacterized. The record is from RefSeq and is a predicted model, not a curated record. The transcript has a single exon. Bases 1 to 3006 code for a protein of 1001 amino acids. Lineage: Eukaryota; Fungi; Ascomycota; Leotiomycetes; Helotiales; Sclerotiniaceae.